Molecule: messenger RNA, 1292 nt
Organism: Felis catus (domestic cat)
Lineage: Eukaryota; Metazoa; Chordata; Mammalia; Carnivora; Felidae
Gene: APH1A
Product: aph-1 homolog A, gamma-secretase subunit
Exons: 7
Coding region: 236-1033 (265 amino acids)
Biological process (GO): Notch receptor processing; Notch signaling pathway; positive regulation of catalytic activity
Cellular component (GO): membrane; endoplasmic reticulum; gamma-secretase complex
Molecular function (GO): protein-macromolecule adaptor activity
Source: RefSeq, a predicted model, not a curated record
UGGCCAUGGUGCUGCGGCAGGGGUUUGUUCCCUCCUCGGCUUCCGUAGAGGAAGUCGCGCGGACCUGUAUCGGGGGUUUCGGUGUCCCCCCUCCCCUUCCCUGGGGUCCGGGGGUGACAUUGCACCGCGCCCCUCACGGGGUCGCGUCGCCACCCCAAGCAGACUCCUUAGCUGACGUGCUGCCCCCGUCCACCCCUCUUGGCCAGGCCUCCACCCCACCCCCAGCUGCCCAGCCAUGGGGGCCGCAGUAUUUUUCGGAUGCACUUUCGUCGCUUUCGGCCCGGCCUUUGCGCUUUUCUUGAUCACUGUCGCUGGGGACCCUCUUCGCGUCAUCAUCCUGGUGGCGGGGGCAUUUUUCUGGCUGGUCUCCCUGCUCUUGGCCUCUGUGGUCUGGUUCAUCUUGGUCCAUGUGACCGACAGGUCAGAUGCCCGGCUCCAGUAUGGCCUCCUGAUUUUUGGUGCUGCGGUCUCUGUCCUUCUACAGGAGGUGUUCCGCUUUGCCUACUACAAGCUGCUUAAGAAGGCAGAUGAGGGGUUAGCAUCGCUGAGUGAGGACGGAAGAUCACCCAUCUCCAUCCGCCAGAUGGCCUAUGUUUCUGGUCUUUCCUUCGGUAUCAUCAGUGGUGUCUUCUCUGUUAUCAAUAUUUUGGCUGAUGCACUUGGGCCAGGUGUGGUUGGGAUCCAUGGAGACUCACCCUAUUACUUCCUGACUUCAGCCUUUCUGACAGCAGCCAUUAUCCUGCUCCAUACCUUUUGGGGAGUUGUGUUCUUUGAUGCCUGUGAGAGGAGACGGUACUGGGCUUUGGGCCUGGUAGUCGGGAGUCACCUACUGACCUCGGGACUGACAUUCCUGAAUCCCUGGUAUGAGGCCAGCCUGCUGCCCAUCUAUGCAGUCACUGUUUCCAUGGGGCUUUGGGCCUUCAUCACAGCUGGAGGGUCCCUCCGAAGUAUCCAGCGCAGCCUCUCGUGCCGACGGCAGGAGGACAGUCGGGUGAUGGUGUAUUCUGCCCUGCGCAUCCCACCCGAGGACUGAGGGAACCUGGGGGGGCCCCUAGGCCUGGGGUGCCCUCCUGAUCUCCUCGCCCUGUAUUUCUCCAUCUCCAGUUCUGGACAGUGCAGGUUGCCAAGAAAAGGGACCUAGCUUAGCUGUUGCUGUGGAGAUGAGAUUAACGGAGGCUCAAGGGUAGAUGAGCUCUAAGUUUCCCAGUACCUCCUCCCCAGACUGGGCAUCUUGGUCUUUUUCUCAGGUCUGAGGGGAACCAUUUUUGAUGUGAUAAAGACCCCAAACUGCC